CCUUUAUCGAGUCUCAUCCAGCGCUCGUUAUUGUCUUCGUUUCGCUUUCUCUACGAAAUCAAAAAAAGAAAGGAAAAGAAAACCACUGACACCCCAAACCUUGGAGCCCUAGCUUGAGCCAUGACCGACGUCGGCGGCGCCAGUGUUGUCCGGCCUAACGCGCGUCGCGUGACCGCGCCUGAGGAUCUGCUUGAGUUCGAGACGUCGCGGGAGGUGCAGGUGGUCACCAGCUUCGAUCAGAUGGGCAUCAAGGACGACCUGCUCCGCGGCAUCUACAAUUACGGCUUCGAGAAGCCCUCGGCCAUCCAGCAGCGGGCCGUGGUGCCCAUACUCAUCGGUCGAGACGUCAUCGCCCAGGCCCAGUCCGGUACGGGCAAGACCUCCAUGAUCGCCCUAGCCGUUUGUCAGAAGGUUGAAACUACCACCAGAGAGGUCCAGGCCUUGAUCUUGUCACCAACAAGGGAAUUGGCUGCUCAGACAGAGAAGGUUAUAUUGGCAAUCGGUAAUUACAUAAAUAUUCAAGCACAUGCAUGCAUUGGAGGCAAGAGUGUGGGUGAAGAUAUCAGAAAACUAGAACAUGGAGUUCAUGUGGUAUCUGGAACUCCAGGUAGAGUCUGUGACAUGAUUAAGAGGAGAACACUGCGAACUAGAAAUAUCAAAUUGUUAGUUCUUGAUGAAUCUGAUGAGAUGUUAAGCAGAGGGUUCAAGGAUCAGAUUUAUGAUCUGUAUAGAUAUCUCCCACCAGAGCUUCAGGUUGUCUUGAUUUCUGCUACCCUUCCUCAUGAAAUUUUGGAGAUGACAAACAAGUUUAUGACAGAUCCUAUUCGCAUACUUGUGAAACGUGAUGAAUUGACUCUGGAGGGCAUCAAGCAAUUUUUCGUUGCAGUUGAAAGGGAAGAUUGGAAGUUUGAUACUCUCUGUGAUCUUUAUGACACUCUUACAAUCACCCAAGCUGUUAUAUUCUGCAACACUAAGCGAAAGGUGGAUUGGCUAACUGAAAAGAUGCGUAGCAAUAACUUCACUGUUUCAUCAAUGCAUGGAGACAUGCCUCAAAAGGAAAGAGAUGCAAUUAUGGCAGAAUUUCGGGCUGGUCAAACCCGUGUCUUAAUAACAACAGAUGUUUGGGCUCGAGGGCUUGAUGUUCAACAGGUUUCCUUGGUGAUCAAUUAUGACCUUCCAAACAAUCGUGAGCUAUACAUUCAUCGCAUUGGUCGUUCUGGUCGUUUUGGAAGAAAGGGUGUUGCAAUAAACUUUGUCAAAAGCGAUGAUAUUAAAAUUCUAAGAGACAUAGAGCAGUAUUACAGUACUCAAAUCGAUGAAAUGCCAAUGAAUGUUGCUGAUCUGAUAUAAGACUUGCCGGACAUCUUGUGUGUGGUGCAUAAGAGUUGUGGUUUGACACAAUUUUCUUUGCGAUGGUUUGUACACAAUGGGAGGUUGAGACUGACAGACAACAUUCUCUAGGUGGUUCUGUGGAAAGAUACAUAAAUUAGGGUUGCAUUCUUUCCGAUAAGAUUAUGUGAUUGACAUUUUCUGCAGUAGUGCCCGGAUUGUAUGUGUUUCUUUUGAUGGCAAUGGAUAUUUUGGACUC
This is a messenger RNA of Carya illinoinensis, 1588 nucleotides long. RefSeq names its product eukaryotic initiation factor 4A-3. The record is from RefSeq and is a predicted model, not a curated record. Bases 121 to 1350 code for a protein of 409 amino acids. Gene Ontology annotation, cellular component: catalytic step 2 spliceosome; nucleolus. Gene Ontology annotation, molecular function: mRNA binding; ATP binding; RNA helicase activity. The transcript has 8 exons. Lineage: Eukaryota; Viridiplantae; Streptophyta; Magnoliopsida; Fagales; Juglandaceae.